Physeter macrocephalus (sperm whale) is the source of this 5606-nucleotide messenger RNA. It is a transcript of the gene TINCR, whose product is annotated as TINCR ubiquitin domain containing. The record is from RefSeq and is a predicted model, not a curated record. Gene Ontology annotation, molecular function: protein binding. The coding region runs from base 75 to 338 and encodes 87 amino acids. The transcript has 3 exons. Lineage: Eukaryota; Metazoa; Chordata; Mammalia; Artiodactyla; Physeteridae.
GCGGAGGGCGCGCGCGCGCGGGGCCCGGGCCGGGUCCGAGGGCCCGGGCCGGGUCCGAGUGUCCGGCGGGGGCCAUGGAGGGGCUGCGGCGGGGCCUGUCGCGCUGGAAGCGCUACCACAUCCAGGUGCACCUAGCGGACGAGGCGCUGCUGCUGCCGCUCACGGUGCGGCCGCGGGACACGCUCAGCGACCUGCGCGCCCAGCUCGUGGGCCAGGGCGUGAGCUCCUGGAAGCGCACCUUCUACUACAACGCGCGGCGGCUGGACGACCACCAGACGGUGCGCGACGUGCGCCUGCAGGACGGCUCGGUGCUGCUGCUCGUCAGCGACCCCAGGUAAUCUGUGUUGGAGGACGUGGAGCCAUGACCGAGGGGCCCAGAGGUGCUGGCUGAAGGAGCAGGCUGGGGGUGGCGGGGGACAUCUCCCGGGAGCCUUGACCUCACUCUGGGUUCUGGGCUUCCAGCAUAGAUGGUGAAACACUGGCCUGCCCAGCUGCUGCCCCCUGCCUGGGACAUUCCUGAUGGAGCCCCAGUCCCUGACACUGACCUAGGAUGUUGCUACUCUGGGCCAGCCAGCCUUCCAGCUGUGCUGUGUGAUCCUGAGGAGGUGGCUCCCGCCUUGGGGCUUCAAGUGCCCAGUCUGCAGUGGGAACCACAUGCCAUCUUGGGAGGCAGCCAGAGGAUGUCACAUGAAGAAGAGCACAGAGGGGAGAGGAGCUUGGGGGGGCAUCACCCCCACCUGCCUGGUACAUUCUCUCUGCCACGCCUCUACCCAAGCUGUGCCCCCAGCCUGAAGCACCUUUCACACCCCUCUCUGCAGCUCCAGUCCACCCAGCAUUCCAGCUUCCUCCAGGAAGUCUUCUCAGAUUCCCUCCUCCCCAGCCAGUGAGCACCUUGUCCUCUUUUGGGCCCCCUCAAGCCUCCUCUACUGUGAACAGCUUUGGCUGGGGGCAGCGGGUGUGUGGCCAGACACUCAUAAAAUCUCAAAUGACUAAAGGUGGAGACUGGGGGACCCCAGCCCUCUCCCAGCACUCCAGUGUCACACUGCACCCCUCCCCCAAACCCAAACCCCUCCCCACGUUGCACCCGUGUCCACCCCCGUGGCGGUGUCCUUCCCGUUCAAUCCCACUGCUUUGCCCCCUGCACGGGGUCUCCUGGUUGUGUCUGAAGGGCUCUGGUUAAGUGGGCAGGGAUUUGGGGGGGCGGUGGGUGUGCCUGGCAGAGCACUGAGACAUUGACGGUAAUCAUGGGGUUACUCCAGGCUAUUCCAGGCAGUGUGUUGUAGGAAUUCUGUGUAUAAGACCCUCUGAGUAGGGAAUUCCAUGGCGGUCCAGAAGUUAGGACCCUGCACUUCCACUGCUGGGGUUCGAUCCCUGGUCGGGGAGCUAAGAUUCCGCGUGGCGCAGCCAAAAAAAAAAAAAGGUAGAACGUUGGGACUCAGUUGGAUCUCUGAUCUGAGGCCAUGAGGCGUCGGGUCCGCCGUGCAGACCCCCUCGGGUUGGGGGGAUGCUGGCAUGCGGGCCCUCGAGGGCCGCGUUCACGCUCUGGGUGCUGGCAUCACAGGGCAGAGGCUCGGGAGCCUGGGAAGACAUAAUGUUUUAAUUAAGAGUCGUGUUGGCCGCAGGGCCCAGAGCAGGGACAGGUGGUUAAUAAAUCGUGGCCAUGGGGAGAGUAGUGCUCAGAUGUGCGUUUGUCCGUCAAGGGAUGGGGACGGCCCCAGGCCUGUGGGGCUUUUCUCACUUCCCCUUGGAGGAGCCUCUCCGGGGCUGGCAUCACUUCUCCUGGGGCCAGGCAGCCCAGGCCCCUGCUCCUGCCUGGUUUUGGCCUCGGUGGGUCAUGCAAACACUGGGGGACCUGCCCCCCAGGAUCCAGCAGGAAAGUGGGGCUUUUAAUAGCCACCCCAGCUCCAUUCCUCGGCUCCCACUACAUGCCAGGGUCUGUGCCACGUCCUUCUCUGGUCUCCACUUACUCUAGUCUGUGAAGCGUGAGGCUCGGUGGUGGUGGUGAUGAUAAUGGCCCAUUUUACAGAUGGGGCAUCCAGGGUCACCCUGUCCCCUCUAGUCUGCUGCCCUGGCAACCCUUGAACUGAGCGGUCCCCAGCCCAUGAGCAGGUCCCUGAUAGAGGAAGGGGGAGGGUUUCCCGCAUCUUGGCUGAGGUGAGGGUGGGAGAAAGCAUUUUCAGGCCUUUUUGACAUUUAACAAACUAUGCAAAUCGCAUGCAAAUCAUCACCCAUUUCUUAAGCCUCAACAGCUUCGGUGUGUUCUGAAAUAAUAAUGUUGGACCUGUCCCUUGGUAUUGGCUUAGACGAGGGGUGCAAAGUUUUUCCCUUCCUCCCUUCCCCUUCCCUUCUGUUUUCUUUCCUUCCUCCCUUCCUUUCUUCCUGUUAUCUCUUUGCUCCCUUCACAUUGUUUUUUUGGAGGCCUCCCAGUCCUGAGAUGAAUACAAACAGCAAAAGUGGCUUCCAGCGUUCCCAUUUUCCAGAUGGGGAAACUGAGGCAGUGAGAGGCACAAGCCUGGACUGAGAUCCCAGAGCCACAUUGUGGAAGGCAUCUGUCACCAAGUAUCAUCAUGGACCAAAGUGGACAGUACCUGUGACCCAAGGAGGAGAGAUGACAGUGGCUGGAGCAGGCCUAACAGGGCUUGGAGGAGCCAAGGGGAACUGUCCUUGGGUUUCUUGGCCUAGAAUGGCAGGCUGCCAGGCUUGGAUCUGGAGAAGUCUGACACUGAGUGAUCUUACUCCUCAAGUCCUUCUUUGUCUUGCUACUCCAUCAGCAUGUUCUUUGAAUUUGGGCCACAGCCUCUCUGCUCAGUUUGCAUGCCCUACCUUUUCUGUUUGCAAACUCCUAUUCAUCCUUCCAAGCCCCAGCUCCAGUGCCCCCUUCUUCAUGCAGUCAUUUCUGAUCCUCCAGAAGAGCUUCUACUUCCCUCUGGGCUUCUGUUGCCCCAGAUCUCUCUCUCUCUCUCUCUCUCUCUGGUCCAACCCUGACCCUUUUGGAGACAGCAGCAUUAAUGGACACUCUGGCUUGUUUCCAGCACUUGUCUGAUUAUCACACACCUCCAGACUUUCGUAUUCGCUGCCCAGAAUGUCCUUUCGGGUCUUUUUCACCUGGAAUAGUCCUACAUUUUCAAAGUCCUGGCACUAAUACCCCACCUCCAUGUGGGCUCGACAGCUCUCUCCCAUUUGGCCUCUGGGUCCUGCAGCCUCCAUCCCUUCAUCCCUGACCCACAGAAUGGGGAGGUCUGUGUGUCCUCCCAGUCUUAGGCGUUGCCUCUGGGGCCCCAGGAUCACCUAGGCUGGGAUUACAGGGUGAUCCUGUAGUACAGUACAAAUUCGGUACAGAGGGACUGAAUUUGAGUAGGUACGGAAUAAAAGACUAAGUGUUUGGAAACAACGCCAAGUUCAAACUCCCUCACUUAGCCUUGGGCGUCACUGUCCAUCGAGAGUUCAGUCCUAAGCACAUCCUUCGCCCUUACCUCUCGUUCACCUCCAGAACUCCGCACAAGCCUUUCCCUCUGCCAGGAAUGGUUUUCCCUUGACUCCUAUUCUGGGUGACCCCAAGCCAGGCCCCUCCCAUCUCUGUGCUGUGAAAAUGGGGGAAGUCUGGUCCCUCCAGGGCCUCUCAGGCUCCUGGCUCCACCCCAGGAACAAGUCCGGGCUGCAAGGAGUUUCGGGUGAGACCUGGCAGCCACCAUCUCUCCCUGGGGCCCGUGGCGUUCCGGGGAGGGGCCACCUCCCGCCUUGGCUGUCCACUCACUUUGUGCUCCCAGAAGUUCAGGGGAAUUUUCCUGGGUGGCAGGUAAAUCCAUGUGGUUCCCAGAGGAGGCAUCUGUGGCUCAGCCAGAAACUGCAGGCACCUGGACUUUCUGCUGUAGUUCUGUUGUGCCCCCCGCUCUCUCUCUCUCUCUGUGUGACUCCAGGCCAGAUUCUGGCAUUCUCUAACUCUGCCCAUUAGUUCAACGGGCAUUUAUCGAGUGAGCUCUGUGUGCCCGGCCCUGUGCUGGCUGCUGGAGAUACCGAGACAGACUUUGCUUCGGCUGCUGUAGACAGUGGGACAGGUUGUUCACUGCACAAAAACAUCCAGCUGGGGUGAGAGGGACUCAGGAAGGGAAAUCUUUUCAUAAUUCACACAAAGUCUCCUAUACAGGUUAGUGGUGGUCCUGACCCUCAUGCCUCCCCCACCCCCCGUGUCUCCAUCUGUCUCUGUCUCAUUCAAUCUCCUCUAUGUAUCUGCCCCCAUUUGUCACUCUUUCUCUCUGUGUCUCUUGAUCUCUGCUCUCCACUCUCUCUAUCUGAGCCUCUCUGUCUGUCUCCAUCUCUGUCUCUGUCUCCUUCCAUGUCUCUGGCAGUUUAUUUCUGUCUCUCAUAUCCCCUCUCAAAAGGGACAUCCUUUCCCCCUGAUGCUCUGAGCAUGACCUCUGGGUGUGUCCAAAAGUUGCUGGGUCCAUGCAUUCUGUAAUCACUGAUGAAGCACCUCCAAUUUGCAGGGCACUGAGGACAGCGUGGUGACUAGGACACCCAGCUGUUGGCCCUCAUGGGGCUUGAGGUGCAGCAGAAGAGACAGAAGCUGCAGGGUGGGGGGUUGCUCCUAGGAUCCUGGAAACCCCUCCUCUGGGCUCAGCCCACACUCUUCUGAAUGACCUUGGGUGGUCCUUGUCUCUCUCUGGGCCUCAGUUUCCCCACCUAUCCAAGGAGGGAGGUGUUUAAGGUGGCUGGGCCAGAAGCUGCUUGCAAGGCCUAGGCUGUUUGUUGGCAGAGAAAUCCGGGCUCAUCCCCACACCCAAAUGGGUUUGAAAGAAUCCUCCGAGGGGAAAACAGUUGUAAGAAAAAAGAAAUCAAAAAAUCAGAGUCGGGCUUCCCUGGUGGCACAGUGGUUAAGAAUCCGCCUGCCAAUUCAGGGCACACGGGUUCGAGCCCUGGUCUGGGAAGAUCCCACAUGCCGCGGAGCAACUAAGCCCGUGCGCCACAACUACGGAGCCUGCGCUCUGGAGCCUGCGUGCCACAACUACUGAAGCCUGCGUGCCUAGAGCCCAUCCUCGGCAACAAGAGAAGCCACCGCAAUGAGAUGCCCGCACACUUCAACAAAGAGUAGCCCCCGCUCGCCGCAAUUAGAGAAAGCCCAUGCGCAGCAAUGAAGACCCCAUGCAGCCAAAAAAAAAAAAAAAUUGGAGUCGCCUGCCCAGGCUGCUGUCUGACUCACCUUGGGUGGAAGCAGCCUCGCUGCCAUCCCCCAGGUCAUCAGAGAAACUUCCUGCCUCUUCCCCUGAUGGUCCCUGGCUAUCCACUGAAGGCUGCUGGCCUCACCAUGAUGGCUCUAGACCUGGCACUGACCUCACACUUGUGCUCUGAGUUCCAGACCCACUUAACCCCUUGCCGAGCCCCAAGUGGGAGAAACUCUUUCCAGCCAUAGGGCCUUUGCAUGUGCUGUGUCUACAUUUGGAGGACCCUCUCCCUACCCCUUAUCUUUCAUCCUCCGAUUUGCAGGUUCAAUGUCACUUCCUUGGGGAGGCUCUAAACAACCACGUUCCCUCGGUCUUGCAUUCACACACUAUCCUGUUCUAUUCCUUUGUAGCAUUAAUUAUUUAUAUUAUUAUUCAUUCAAUGUAUUA